AUGGCCGGCACCGACGAGCGGCCCGCCCGGGAGCCCGCCAAGCGCGUGGCGGCGACGGGCGCGCCGGAGGCCAGGGCGCCGCCCUCCGGAGGCCAGGCGCCCUGUGGUGAGGCCACGAGGGCCAAGUUCUCCACCAGCCAGAUGCGCGUCAACGGGGAGGACGUGGUGUUCGCCCGCGAGGGCCUCACCACGGAGGACGGCGGCCCGGUAUGGUCGUUGUACUGCGUCUGCGACGGCCACGGUGGCUCUGCUGCCGCGAACUACGUGCGCGGCAACCUCUGGAGCGCCCUGGCGCCGAGACUGCCGGGGGCGGCACUUCCGGAGGUGGGCUCCACAGAUUUUGAGGCAUUUGCCUUGGCCGUGAGGGCUGCCGCCACGAACGCUUUCAUGAAGAUCGGCGACAGCUUCAUAACCGACGUCGCUGCAGACACUUCAGGCACGACCGUUACGAUGGCCCUGCUGUGCGGGACCCUGUUGACCGUGGUCAACGUCGGCGACGCUGACGCCGUCCUGGACACCGGCACCGAGGCCCUCCUGGCCACCGCCAACCACCGCAUCCAGUCCAGCUGCGCGGAGCGGGAGCGGCUUUCCGGCGCGGGCGUGCACCUGGCGCCCAUGUCGCCGUCCUUCUCUGGGCCCGCGGGGCCCGAGGAGGACAGUGUGGGGCCGCUGAGGUGCUGGCCCGGUGCCGUGACGGUGUCGAGGUCCGUGGGGGACAAAAAGGCCGGCGCCGAAAUCCUGGCGUGCCCGCAUGUCUUUCAGAUCGCCCUCCCCAGCAACGGCGCCCGCCUGCUGAUGGGCUCCAGCGGUCUCUGGGACCUCAUCCACUGGGAGGAGGCCGCCCAGGUCACCCGCCGCACGCCCAUCAAGCAGGCCGCCUCGCGCCUCAUCCAGCUGGCCCUCCUCCAGAACAACUGGACUAUCAGCCAGGACACCAGCGCCCUGGUGCUGGACGUGCUGCCCGGGCGGGGUGACUUUCCCAGCCUGGCGCGCGCCAAGGCCAGGAAGAUGCGCGAGCGCGACGGCGGGGCCUUCUGCAGCGGGAUCCGUUCGUGCCUGUGCGCUCGGCGCGACGGACAGCCACGGGUGGCAGGCCCAGAUCCCGGCCGAUGCGAUGAACCGCUGAUCAUCGCCAACGAGGACGGAAGGAAUGUUCUGAGCACGGCCAAGUCUGCGGCCGGCUGCCGGCACCGCUUGUCGGACAGCUUCUCCAGCCACGGCCACUGGGACGCCCCGAAGUGCGGGGGGGGGGGGGGCAGGGGCCCGUCGUUGGAAGGGCCCAGGGGCCCGCAGCGGCGGUCUGCCGGGUACUCCUACCCGGAGCGGGAGUCUCAUGAUGGGGGGGAAACGCGAGGCGCUAGGAGGAGGCGAUCAAGUGUGGCAUCUCGGUGCUCCCAUGGCAGGAGAGUCUCCAGCGAAGAUGGGAGAAUUUUCAUCGGUGGCAAUCUGCAGGUCAGGCAAGGGGGGGCGGAAGAGAUCGAGGGGGCCGGCGGGGGCGACCUGGCGCUGUUGGGUGGGCGGCAAAGGCGGGGCGAGAAGCAGUGGGGGGGGGGGAAGGGGAGGUCGGAAGAUGGCUGUCAGGCAGGGUCGAGGCGGGCCUCAGGGUCCAAAGGUGGGGCCCGGGCCAGGGGGCCCGGGCGCCGCAGGUCGGGGUCCGGGGAGAUGCCAGCGUGGGGCGCCCGGCGCGGGGGGGACGGGGGCGGCGGGACCGGGCUCAGGAAGGUGCCCUACACCAUGGCGCCGGUGCAGGAAGCCGAGAUGGACGGGCCGUCGCUUGGACGCGGCCGUUCGUCGCGUUCAGUCGCUGAGGGGUAG
This is a messenger RNA of Ostreobium quekettii, 1815 nucleotides long. The record is from the annotation of a GenBank genome assembly. NCBI's taxonomy places the organism in Eukaryota, Viridiplantae, Chlorophyta, Ulvophyceae, Bryopsidales, Ostreobiaceae.